Parastagonospora nodorum SN15 is the source of this 3789-nucleotide messenger RNA. RefSeq lists its product as hypothetical. The record is from RefSeq and is a predicted model, not a curated record. NCBI's taxonomy places the organism in Eukaryota, Fungi, Ascomycota, Dothideomycetes, Pleosporales, Phaeosphaeriaceae. Gene Ontology annotation, molecular function: protein binding. The transcript has 4 exons. The coding region runs from base 1 to 3789 and encodes 1262 amino acids.
AUGGACGCCGAUGAAGAAAGCGAAUUUGAAGAAACUGAUAAUGAAUCUGAUCUCACGGACGACGACUCGGAUGAGCAAGAGCAAAAUUUGUCGGAAGCAGAAGAGCUCUUCGAGAGCAUUAAAGAUAGUCUUGCGAGUCUCUUCCGAUUGGCAGUGGUGAUACGCAAUUCUAGUCCGCGCGACCGUUACGCUCGGGCUCUAGGCGGAAAAAACCCAUUCAACGAACAAUUCGACGUUGCCCAUGUCGGAGAGAAAUUCCCUAAGCUCAACGUUGACUCCAACGUGUGGCUUAAGGACCGCAUUGGCAAAGCCAUUGCGCAACGCAGGCAGUACUUAUGCUACGCCAGGGAACAUCGAUACAAGCUUGGGAAAGAGCCUGUUGAGCUCUGGAAACCGGCGGUUGAAGUCCCCAAAGCCUUUCUUCAAGCCCAGUCGCAGGCGGCUAGGACAAGCAACAGUAGGCCAUUGACCACGGUAGCGGACACAACUGCAUCAACACUUUUCCUCCAAGAGACGCCCCAGAUUGAGAUGGACUUCCGCGAUGAUCAGUCUCAGACGUCUUUCGCCUUCUCGAAGGGAGGUGAAGAGAGCCAGGACAAGAUUCAGCUGCCAAGGCUUUCCGAGGUUGCCAAAGGCCAAGCGUCGUUCGAAUGUCCUUUUUGUUGGACCAUGCAAGCUAUCCGCAAAGAAAGUGCUUGGAGGAAGCAUGCACUUGCAGACUUGCGACCCUAUGUGUGCACCUUUGGAAAUUGCGACGUGAAGCUAUUUGCAGAUCGCAAAACAUGGUUCGAACACGAGCUGCAAACGCACCGGGCGACAUGGCGCUGCCAUUUCUGUAACCAUGACGACUUUCCGGUCAAGGAAGCGUUGCAGAAUCACAUGCACCACAAACACAGUCAGAUUGGGGAAGACCAACUUGGAGCAUUGCUGGAUGCAGGAAGGCGACCGAACACGUUCUUCAAGGCCUCGGACUGCGACAUGUGGGGUCUCAUAUGCAAGAUCUGGCGCUUUUUGCGAUACCUCGAGGUUAUCUGGAGGGAGAUGGCGAUGCUGAUUCCGCUGCUAGCGCUAGGGCAGCUGGUGCUGUCCCCGGUGGACCUUAAAGCGUGCAUUGAAGCAAUCAACACGUCUUUGUCAAUGCCUAGCCCUGCUUUCGAGGAGCAACUCAUCGCAGUUUUGCCGGGCCUGAGUGUGCCACAGUUUAUUGGUGUGAAGAUGAGUCGUGAUCUCUCACGGAGGAUCAAGAAUUUGUCCGAUUUCCGUUUUCGAAUCAUUGUAGAGGCGGCAUGUUGCGGUCCAACGGGAGCUAACGCACGAUGGCUGCGCAAAUGGGAGUCAAGCGCUCCAGGCUCGCUCACAUGGUUGAGCAUCGUCAUUCGCAUUCUGACGAAACGAUAUAAUUUCGACACAUCCGAGGACUUCACGGAUUUGAAUCAAAGACACAGGCAGUACCUGGGAAGUUUGAUUGGCUGCCCAUCUUGGGUCAUCAAUGCUUUGGAAUACGUCUUUGCUCAUGGGAUCGCAGUCACUCCUGGUCCAAUUCCAGAAGAUCGUAUCAUGCGGGACAUUGAUGUACUUAGAGCGAGUUUCGCUGCUAUCGGCCGGAGUAACGAAAACCCCGUCAUCCCUCAAGUGAGCGGGGUUCUUGGGUUCCAAGAAGCUGCAUGGACACUCAUCGUGAUCAAGCGCUGGUGGAGACUUUACAAACAGACUAAGAUACUGGAAAAACUCUUAACCUCCAUCAGCCAGGAUAAUCCUUUACUUGAUGGCCCCGCAUGGCUGCCAGUUCUGUCCAGAUAUCCUAUCUUUACCGAAUGUCCCGACUUCCUGGAUGCGGUCAGACCACAUAUACAACUCCAAGGAUACGACGCCAACCAGUUGAUUCUUGGCAAACGUGACUGUUCUACGUCGAUAGGCUGGCUCAUCACCGGAACCACCUGGUAUAUUGCAACAUACAAUCAGAACAACCAAAGGCGCGAAUGGGUGACUGAGGAGACUGGGGUUACAAUCGGACUGGUAGACACCCUCUUCGGUCUUCCAUCUCUCAUCGAACACCGGACGAAAACGCCAUGUCUACUGGCGACGCUACCUAACGUCACUUUUAACGAGCUUGCGAAAAGCUCUCCUGGAGUAGUAGAGCACAUAACAGCGAAGGAUUUUGGCGCAUCCUUCGACCUCACUCAAGAAUGUCUUCGAAUUGAGGUUGAGUUUGGACAUCCUUGGUGGCACAUUUUCCAUACCUUACCAUCUACCGAGGUAAACCGAGCUGAGGUGGUCGCACGAAUCCUGCAGUCUAUACCAGACCCUCAAGUCAUCCUUCUCCUGCAGCGGACUAUCGAUAACAUCCAACACACGCCCCUGGAUCUUGCUGCUGACAUUGACGACAUUGAGACUGCAAAGGUCCUUCUGGAAUACGGUGCCCCAGUCCUGCUUCAGACCGUGAGAAUAGUGCUGCGGAACUCCAACUUGGAGUUCAUGGAGCUCAUUCUCAAUCGACGUGGCGCUGCUGAAGCGGCAAAUAGACUGCUACGCAAUGGGAACAAGGAAGAUGUAGCGAAAUUCCAGAAUUUACUGAAGGAACUACAGGGCAGCGUGCCAGUAAAUCUCGCGGUCGAAAGAGACUACAACGUCGCUUUGGUGGAGCCGAGAGAUAUUUCUGAAGGCGAGAUUGAAGCUCCGGACGAGGAUACGAACGAGCCUGACGACUUAAUUCUCGAAGACGAUAUUCCAUUCUCGCGUGAUGACUUCGCAGCCGCGAUUGAGAAUUGCUUCAAAAACGACGACGCUACUACUGAGUCUACUAGUCAUGUUGGCCAACUACUCGAAGCAUUCCCAGACAAAGCGACGGCUUCUGCCUUCCUCAACAGCAUAGCUUUAUAUAACGAUGGUGGCUUCUCGCCCGUAACGGGUGCUAUAAAACACGACCGCUUGGAGUUGUUGGCCAUCCUAUUGAAGAAUGAUAUCGAUACAAAUGCUGCUGACGCUAAUGGGUUGUAUCCGCUGGAUCUUGCCAUGUCGAGCACCGAACGACGUACGGAGAAAUGCGUCUUGCUACUUGAUCACGGCGCAACGAAAAGCAGUCAAGAUCGCCGAGCUGAACUAGCGCAGUUGAAAGAGCAGAUCCGCAUCGCGAAAGACCAUGGUAGUGAAUGGUCUGAGAUACUACAGCGCGCGGCAACUUCGGAGGAGUCGUUGGCGCUCGUGCAGAACAUCCUGGAGAAGGCGGAGCACCCGCGAUUGACCGCAAACAUCCUUCUUCCUUCCGGCCAGACAGCACUCGAUGUUGCGAUAGCCCAAAACAACGCCGAUCUAGUGCUGCUGCUCCUGCAGCACGAGGCUUGGCCUGCAGAAAACUCGGCGCUGGUAGCUGCAGAGGCGAAUUCCGAUUUGGAUCCAAGGAUUGUUGGUGCCAUGCGCAAACAUCUUCCUGUUGCCUUCAAGAACUCCACAGCGGCGCAAGCAAUCAAGAGCGAGGCGCCGGACGAAAAUGCAAAUGGGAAUGAAGGAACGGAUACGGAAGCCGAGCAAACGACGGCCGGCGAACACAACGAUAAUUCUCAAAAGGCGCCAAUCGAUACAGAUGAGAAAGCACAAAUCGAUGCAAACGAGAUAGAAGAUGAGCCUAUGACUGCAGACACUGGGAAAUUAGAUUACGAAUCUACUGCAGCACAUGCUGAUACUACCCAAGAGACUUGUCAAUCGUCUUCGGGCCCUGGGCUUGCCGAGCAGGCCACGCAAGUUGCAGUCCACGAAAAAGCACAAACCGGAGAGCAGGUGAAGAUAGGUUAA